AUGGAACGGACGUACGAGAAUGCUCUUCACGUGCUGGCUUCUAGACGGAGAGGAGGUCGGCCACCAAAUACGUCUUCUGAAUCAGACCCGAGUGGCACAGUGGGUCUGAGAGGAACACCAAGUUUGAUCGGAAUGAGAGAAUGGCUUGACAUGCUAGGCCAUAGCGCAGACGAUCUUCGUGCACUCAACAUAAUCCACAUUGCUGGAACAAAAGGCAAAGGCAGCACUUGUGCUUUCACAGAGUCAAUACUGCGGUCACACGGCGAGCGUACAGGCAAACCUAGCAAGACCGGUCUGUAUAGUUCACCUCAUCUUAUUCUCCCGGAAGAACGGAUACGGAUCAACUCCAAACCUCUGGAGCGCCAUCUCCUGGCUAAGUAUUUCUUCGAGGUGUAUGACCUCUUACCACAGCUUGCAAGUCCAUACGAUCCAAGCAAGGAGGUCGUUGAGAGAGGUCCGCGUUACCUACAACUCUGGGCUCUUCUAGGUCUGCACGUGUUCAUUAGGGAGAGAGUGGACUGUACCAUCUUUGAGACGCACCAUGGAGGUGAAUACGAUGCCACGAAUGUUGCUCCUCGACCUGUGGUGACCGCCAUCACUACUUUAGGAAUGGAUCACAUUGAUGUCUUGGGUCCAACAAUCAGGAACAUUGCGUGGCACAAGUCCGGCAUUUACAAGCCUGGAUCUGUCGCGCUUUCCACAAUACAGUCAGAAGAACCCGCGGAAGUGCUAACAGAACGAGCGCAAGCGCAGGGAGAGACGGUACGAUUCGUUGAUCUGGAUCCAAGGCUGCCCAAGAAUGCGCCUCAGAUCCAACCAUCUGUUCAGAAGAAGAACUCUUCGCUUGCAAUCGCCAUAGCAGAGGCAUCUCUGGAGAAAACAGUGAAUGCCAGUUCUCCAUCACAUCUAACUUCAGAAGACAUCGAGCAUGGUAUUUCAAGAUUUUCCUGGCCUGGAAGAUUCCACAUUGUGUCCGGUGGCAGCCACACAUGGUUCCUGGACGCCGCACAUAACGAGAUGAGCGUAGCUAUCGCUGCAGAUUGGUUUACGGAGGUCGGGUCUGAGAUGGCAAAACAAUCUACUGAUAUCUCGCGGACGUUGAUAUUCAGCCACAUCAAUGAGACGCGAGAUGCUGUCGGGUUGCUCAAAUCACUCGCCCAAUCUCUCAAGGACUCUGGCGUGCAGGUGAGCGAUGUUAUCUUCAGCACGUACGACGAGAUCGAAACAACUGGAUCAGGUUCUCCUCCGAAGAGUCCAGACUCCUUCUGUCGAGUAUGGGAGCAGUACUUUCCAGAUAGUUCGAUGCGGAAUGAACCGACCAUUCUUGGAGCCAUGACACUUGCAGCGAGAUUGGGGCGAGAACGAGGCACACAGCAUACACUCGUGACUGGUAGCCAGCAUUUAGUUGGGCCGGCUUUGCAGGUUUUGAAGCGUUGGGGGUUGGAAGUGUGA
Messenger RNA from Ramularia collo-cygni, 1452 nucleotides. RefSeq names its product related to tetrahydrofolylpolyglutamate synthase. The record is from RefSeq and is a predicted model, not a curated record. Lineage: Eukaryota; Fungi; Ascomycota; Dothideomycetes; Mycosphaerellales; Mycosphaerellaceae. Gene Ontology annotation, cellular component: cytosol; cytoplasm; mitochondrion. The transcript is spliced from 3 exons. Gene Ontology annotation, biological process: tetrahydrofolylpolyglutamate biosynthetic process. Gene Ontology annotation, molecular function: ATP binding; tetrahydrofolylpolyglutamate synthase activity. Bases 1 to 1452 code for a protein of 483 amino acids.